Messenger RNA from Pistacia vera, 2174 nucleotides. RefSeq names its product U3 small nucleolar RNA-associated protein 18 homolog. Bases 78 to 1775 code for a protein of 565 amino acids. The record is from RefSeq and is a predicted model, not a curated record. Gene Ontology annotation, biological process: rRNA processing. Lineage: Eukaryota; Viridiplantae; Streptophyta; Magnoliopsida; Sapindales; Anacardiaceae. The transcript has 2 exons. Gene Ontology annotation, molecular function: protein binding. Gene Ontology annotation, cellular component: small-subunit processome; Pwp2p-containing subcomplex of 90S preribosome.
UAGGGUUUUACUGAGUGAAGCCCUCUUUUAGUUUGCCGUCGGACAACAUCAGAAAACGUGGUCUUAUUUCACGGAAAAUGAGUUUGAUAUCUCAGAAUGUUGUCUCUAGAAAGAAAGUCAAUUCAAAAUCGGAAGAUGGUGAUGAGCCUCUGCUCCUGGAAGAGUCAAAAGGUGUUGAGGUUGGAGGAGAAUCUGGUUUGGAGAUAUCACGGGUGAAGAAGAGAAAGAUAGAGAAGGAAAAGCAAGUGGGAAUGGAGCAAGAAAAGGAAAUGAAAAAGCUAGAAAACUUUUUGUUUGGAUCCCUUUAUGCCCCUGUUGAAUUUGGGAAGGAAGAUGAGGAAGAAUUCCAAGGGGAAGGUCAAAAUGGUUCUGCUGCAUACUUUGUGGAUUGCUCUGCAGAUAGAAUGCUGUCUGUUUAUGAAGAGGAGUCACAAUUGUCAGAGGAAAGUGAUGAUGAAGAGGGAACACAGCAAAAGAAACCUGUCUGGGUGGAUGAGGAGGAGCUGCAGACCAAGAUAGAUAUUGCUAAAGUUAAUAGGUUGAGGAAGCUAAGGAAGGAAGAGGAUGAAAAAUUGAUUUCUGGUUCAGAUUAUGUUUCAAGACUGAGGGCUCAGCAUGUUAAGCUGAACCCAGGUACAGAAUGGGCCCAACUUGAUUCACGGUCAAAGAUGGGUGGCUCUUAUGAUGAUGAAUCAUCAGAUGAAGAAAAUCAGGCAAUGGUGGCUCGAGGUUAUGAGGAUGUUGAAGCUGUUGAUGAUAUUCUUAGGACAAAUGAAGAUCUUGUUGUUAAGAGCCGUGAAAAGCUGCUGCCUGGACUUCUAGAAUACUCGAGACUUGUAGAUGCUAAUGCUGAGGAACCCUCUAAUGGUCCAAUAAAUUCAGUUCAGUUCCAUCGCAAUGCUCAGUUGCUUCUUGUUGCUGGAUUGGAUCGAAGGUUGAGAUUUUUUCAGAUUGAUGGUAAACGGAAUACUAAAAUUCAAAGCAUUUUCCUUGAGGACUGCCCGGUUCGAAAGGCAUCUUUCUUACCUGAUGGGUCUCAGGUUAUAAUAGCUGGAAGAAGAAAGUUCUUUUACAGCCUCGAUUUAGUGAAAGCGAAAGUUGAUAAAAUAGGCCCCCUGGUUGGUAGGGAGGAGAAAAGCUUGGAAGUUUUUGAAGUUUCCCCUGAUUCUAGUACGAUUGCAUUUGUGGGCAAUGAAGGUUACAUCUUGUUAGUUUCAUCUAAGACAAAGGAAUUGAUUGGAACUCUGAAGAUGAAUGGAAGUGUUCGUUCCUUAGCUUUUGCCAAUGACGGGCAGCAAUUGUUGAGCACUGGGGGUGAUGGACAGGUCUACCAUUGGGAUUUGAGAACAAGAACUUGCAUCCAUAAGGCAGUUGACGAAGGUUGCAUAAAUGGUACAGCUCUUUGCACUUCAUCUAAUGGAACUUUCUUUGCAGCGGGUUCUGACAGUGGGAUAGUAAAUAUAUACAACAGAGAGGAGUUCUUAGGGGGUAAGAGAAAACCAAUCAAGACCAUCGAGAAUCUAACCACCAAGGUGGAUUUUAUGAAAUUUAAUAACAAUGCUCAAAUAUUGGCAAUUUGUUCAACCAUGAAGAAGAACAGUUUGAAGUUGGUACACAUUCCUUCAUUUACCGUUUUCUCAAACUGGCCUCCAGCAAAUAGGACUCUACAAUAUCCUCGGUGUUUGGAUUUCAGUCCUGGUGGUGGUUUUGUGGCUAUGGGAAAUGCUGCUGGAAAAGUGUUGUUAUACAAGUUGCAUAAUUACCCCUAUGCAUAGAGUGAAUGUAGAAUUCCAGAUUUCCAAUCACUGCUGACGGAGUUCUUAUUUGCAUAUCUAAAGAUUGAAGCAUUUUACUUAUUUCCAAAUAUACAAGUGUAUCAAUUCCCUUGCUUGCCGAUUGUCAUGCUGGUGAACUUCCAUGACAGUCUCCUAAGAGAACAGUGCAAUAAAUUUUGACUUAUUUUUCAGUUUCGGUCAAUUCACUGAGAGGUGCAUCACAUUAUAUAUUCUAGUCAAUUUAGAGUUUGUCCUUGUGAGUCACCCCAUAGCUAUAGGGUUUUCAAUGUUCUGUACCUUUGUUGCAGAUUGAAUUUUCUGCAAUGGUUUUGGUUAUUGGUUUUUCUUCUUGAUCAUGUUGAGGCAUUAAAUUUUUGGAUAAAAAAAUUUUGUUAAGUA